CCUAGUCUGUACUUAAUAAAGAGCAAUCGCAUAUCGACAGAAAGUGACUUGUUACUUCAAGGAUGUCGACGUAUUUUACAAUAGUGGUUCUUUUACUUUUGCAGUUGUGCGGAAGAAUUGAUUCUACGAAAGAAGAGCGUCUGGAAAGCCUUGUGAAAAGACAGGGUGAACCAGGGUGUGUAGACUGGAAUGGAAUAUUUCGACCUGAAAAUUCAACAUGGAUGGAGGGUUGUGUGGAGUACUCGUGUUACCAAGGGGGCUCAUAUGGACCAAGUAAACUAGGAUGUCGCAGGAACACUGACGGCGUAUGUGUUGACAUCGGGGCGCAGUGGUACGACGGUUGUAUUGGGUAUGAGUGCUUCCAGGACGGUGGUAGUUUUGGCACGAGGGUAUUUAAGAAAGCAUGUAGUGACGGCGCCGGAGGCUGCAAAGAUGUAAAUGCUACAUGGGUCAAUGACCAAUGUACAACCUAUCAGUGCUUUGAAGAGGGGAAUUAUCUCGUUAGUAGGGUAGUAAAUCAAGAAUGUAGAACAUGUUCUGGUUCAUGUGUUCCCCUGGGCUCUGAAGGGUUUUGCUAUAUCAUUGGCGGAAAUACCUACCAGAACUGUCGCUGUUUCCAAGACGGAAAUUACAUCAGAUAUCAAUGUAGCGGUUUCUAUGGUUACCAAGAUAAUCAGGAAAUCAGGACGCGCAUGAAUGUAUGAAUAUGAUUUGCAUGUUGACAUAAUGUUUUCCAAAAAUAAAAAAACCGCAACUUCUACUGUU
Messenger RNA from Owenia fusiformis, 765 nucleotides. NCBI's taxonomy places the organism in Eukaryota, Metazoa, Annelida, Polychaeta, Sabellida, Oweniidae. The record is from the annotation of a GenBank genome assembly.